AUGACAACUAAAGAAAAUAAAGACAUUCCUGGAUUUGUUAAGGCAUUUCUUAAAGAAGAGAAAAAUAAAUAUUAUGUUCGUGUAGAUAAUAGUUUUAUUGAAGACUCAUUCAAUUACUAUGGAUUGGAAAAUCAAGUUCAUGGAUAUAAAGAAGUAAAAGAAUAUCUUCUUAGUAAAAAGAAAAAAAGUAUUAAACAAGAAGAUGAAUUUCUUUAUAAUGGAGCAUCAAUAUUAUAUGGACUUAUUCAUGCUAGGUUCAUUGUUACUGAAGAAGGAUUAAAGAAAAUGAAAAGGAAGUAUAAAAAACAAGAGUUUGGAAUUUGUCCUAGGUAUUAUUGUAAUAAGGCUGCAUUAUUACCAUUUUCUCCAUCUGAUAAAUUAAAUGAAUCAACUAUUCAAUUAGUAUGUCCAUUAUGUAAACAUGUUUAUAGACCACCUCAAGAAUAUGCAACAAUUGAUGGGGCUCAUUUUGGUUCAUCUUUUGCAAGCUUAUUUAUGAUGACAUUCCCUAAAUAUGUAAAUUCAGUAAAACCAAUAGAAGGUAAAUACUCUCCAACUAUCUAUGGAUUUAAAUUGUAUAAUGGUGAAAUAAAUGAACCACCAAAAGACUUCUUUAUAAGAAAAUCUUUCAUGAAACGAAUCAAAUGA
Entamoeba nuttalli P19 is the source of this 648-nucleotide messenger RNA. RefSeq names its product casein kinase II regulatory subunit family protein. The transcript is spliced from 2 exons. Gene Ontology annotation, cellular component: cytoplasm; protein kinase CK2 complex. NCBI's taxonomy places the organism in Eukaryota, Evosea, Mastigamoebida, Endamoebidae. The record is from RefSeq and is a predicted model, not a curated record. The coding region runs from base 1 to 648 and encodes 215 amino acids. Gene Ontology annotation, molecular function: protein kinase regulator activity.